UCUUCUCUGAAGGUGCAUGGCCUCCUUAUACCAAGAACCAGACUGGUCCACCAAACUAGAGACCGUGAAAGACAAUAUCAUCAAGAGACUCAGCGGACCAGGAGUCAGCUGGGACGACAAAUCGGCCAAAUUGAAGAAAUAUUACAUGAAAGACUUCUUCAGCUUGACUGACCUCUGGGCAGUGCUGUUUGUCACAUCAUAUGUGAAAGAGAUCGAUGAACAAACACUCACAGAUCAGCGGGACCUGCACAAUGAAGACCCGUAUCCCAUUUACGCAGUGAUCGACAAGCAAUGCAAAAGGCGUGAGGAAGGAGACCCCUGGUUUGAGAUCAGUCCACAUGAAGCAGGUUAUUCCCUCUCUGGAGCGUUUGUGGAAACCUGCAACUUUGGCAGCCAGUUUGACAACGGCUCAAAGAAAAAACACCAGCCUGAAAUGGACAUGCUGUACCUGCAAGCUAUGUGCAGCAGUGCUUUAGCUGAUGGAGAGGCGACCUGGAAAUGGAUAAAAGCUAUUUCAGUACCUGAAAUAAAAUCGGUAUUAGACAAAAUGGAGCAAGAUCAAUCCGGAGGAAACGCCUCAAGAACCACUCAGGAGCCUGUCGGUGAAGACGAAUGUUACCAGGAGCUCUUGAACCCUGUGGAUGCUGACCCUUCUGCCCUUGAGCAGUCCUCCAGAACAAAGCUGACCGACCUUUUUGGAGGCCAAAGGCAGUUUGGCCAAACUGCUGAUAAGCACAAAAAAACAGCCAGAUGCAUUGCUCAGAGGAUCUGGGGCAGGAAUUAUAACUUCCUCCACAACAUGACAGAUGAAUCAGUGCCAGCCGCUCUUUUGCAAAAAGAGACGAGAGAUUUAAUAGACGCCGGACUGUUGAUCAACUCACCCUACUUCUCAGUGCUGAGAAAAGAACGAAACAUUGACCUCAUCAUUGCUCUGGAUUACAGCGAUGGAGAUCCUUUCACGACAGUGAGAGAAGCUGCUAAAACGUGCAAGAAACUAAAGAUCCCUUUCCCUGAAGUCAACAUUCCCAGUGAUGAAGGGAAGAAACCAAAGGACUUCUAUGUGUUCAAAGGCCAAAACGCUCCAACCGUGAUUCACAUCCCUCUGUUUAAUGUGGUCAACUGUGGAGUGCUUGAAUGUCUUGAAGAGGCUCCGAUGUCGCUGUCAGAGCUUCUGCUCUCAUUUGGGCUGGAGAAGAUCGAUGAACAAACACUCACAGAUCAGCGGGACCUGCACAAUGAAGACCCGUAUCCCAUUUACGCAGUGAUCGACAAGCAAUGCAAAAGGCGUGAGGAAGGAGACCCCUGGUUUGAGAUCAGUCCACAUGAAGCAGGUUAUUCCCUCUCUGGAGCGUUUGUGGAAACCUGCAACUUUGGCAGCCAGUUUGACAACGGCUCAAAGAAAAAACACCAGCCUGAAAUGGACAUGCUGUACCUGCAAGCUAUGUGCAGCAGUGCUUUAGCUGAUGGAGAGGCGACCUGGAAAUGGAUAAAAGCUAUUUCAGUACCUGAAAUAAAAUCGGUAUUAGACAAAAUGGAGCAAGAUCAAUCCGGAGGAAACGCCUCAAGAACCACUCAGGAGCCUGUCGGUGAAGACGAAUGUUACCAGGAGCUCUUGAACCCUGUGGAUGCUGACCCUUCUGCCCUUGAGCAGUCCUCCAGAACAAAGCUGACCGACCUUUUUGGAGGCCAAAGGCAGUUUGGCCAAACUGCUGAUAAGCACAAAAAAACAGCCAGAUGCAUUGCUCAGAGGAUCUGGGGCAGGAAUUAUAACUUCCUCCACAACAUGACAGAUGAAUCAGUGCCAGCCGCUCUUUUGCAAAAAGAGACGAGAGAUUUAAUAGACGCCGGACUGUUGAUCAACUCACCCUACUUCUCAGUGCUGAGAAAAGAACGAAACAUUGACCUCAUCAUUGCUCUGGAUUACAGCGAUGGAGAUCCUUUCACGACAGUGAGAGAAGCUGCUAAAACGUGCAAGAAACUAAAGAUCCCUUUCCCUGAAGUCAACAUUCCCAGUGAUGAAGGGAAGAAACCAAAGGACUUCUAUGUGUUCAAAGGCCAAAACGCUCCAACCGUGAUUCACAUCCCUCUGUUUAAUGUGGUCAACUGUGGAGGUAAGCCUGGUGAUUGGAGGAAGAAAUAUGGCAUCUUAAAAGGCCCUUACAGCGCUGAGAUGAUCACUGAAGUUAUGGGGGUCGCUGGAAAAAACAUCUCAAACAACAUAGAGAAACUGCUGGAGCAGAUUCGUGCAGUCGCUGAAGCUAAAUGAUUCCUGGCACAAAUACGGCUAUAUUACAAGUCGUCAAGAAAUUAAAAUUCAGUCUGUUUUCUAAAUGCAUUUUGGUCUUAUUGUAAAUUAUUCAUGCUCUGGUGAAACGGUAGAUUCUCUCUGGUGAUGCGGGAUGUGUGGCAUUAUAGUCAUGUUUGGACUUUAUUUCUGUUUAUUAUUAGCCU
This is a messenger RNA of Sinocyclocheilus rhinocerous, 2451 nucleotides long. RefSeq lists its product as uncharacterized. Bases 17 to 2266 code for a protein of 749 amino acids. The transcript is spliced from 23 exons. Lineage: Eukaryota; Metazoa; Chordata; Actinopteri; Cypriniformes; Cyprinidae. The record is from RefSeq and is a predicted model, not a curated record. Gene Ontology annotation, molecular function: calcium ion binding; calcium-dependent phospholipid binding. Gene Ontology annotation, cellular component: nuclear envelope; cytosol; nucleoplasm. Gene Ontology annotation, biological process: glycerophospholipid catabolic process.